Molecule: messenger RNA, 1303 nt
Organism: Pleuronectes platessa (European plaice)
Lineage: Eukaryota; Metazoa; Chordata; Actinopteri; Pleuronectiformes; Pleuronectidae
Gene: shisa3
Product: shisa family member 3
Exons: 2
Coding region: 1-867 (288 amino acids)
Source: RefSeq, a predicted model, not a curated record
AUGGAGCGCCUGCUGAGCUGCCUGCUGCUCGGGUAUCUGACCUGGAACCUGCGGAUUUCGGACGCGCAGGGGGAGUACUGCCACGGCUGGCUGGACUCGAACGGGAACUACCACGAGGGCUUCCAGUGUCCGGAGGACUUUGACACCAUGGACGCGACCGUGUGCUGCGGCUCCUGCUCGCUGCGCUACUGCUGCGCGGCCGCGGACGCACGACUGGACCAGGGCGGCUGCACCAACGACCGGGAGGUGGAGAACACCGAGUUCGCAGCGCAGCCCAUCUACGUCCCCUUCCUGAUGGUGGGGAGCAUCUUCGUGGCCUUCGUGGUGGUCGGCUCUCUGGUGGCCGUGUACUGCUGCACCUGCCUGCGGCCCAAGCAGCCGACCCAGCAGCCCAUCCGCUUCUCCCUGCGCAGCUGCCAGGGCGAGACCAUCCCCAUGAUCCUCACCACGGCCCCGCCCAGCCUGCGGGCCCCGUCGCGACAGUCCAGCACGGCCACCACCAGCUCCAGCUCGGCCGGAGGAGGAAGCUCCAUGCGGAGGUUUUCUCUCGGGGGUCCGGGGGGGCAGCAGCAGCAGCACAGUUGCCUGGUGUCUGCCACCAUGUCCUCGUCAGCCUCCACCCCCACCCAGACCCCUCAGACUCUGCCUUUUCCACCUCCCCCCUACGCAUCCCCACCCAUGCAACAUUCGCUGCCCCCCGCCCACACCCAGCUGCAGCUCCACCAGACCUCCAUCCCCUCCCACCACUCCCACCACUCCCACCCCUCUCAGAGCGCCGGGUUCCUGUUGCCGCAGCAGUACUUCUUCCCCCUGCAGCCCGACGCCUUCACAUCGGCCAAGAGCUUCGCCGACUUCGGACAGAGCUGACACGGCUCCCGGGGGGGGGGGAAGUAGAGGGAUUACAAGAUUACUGGACGGUGGGUGUGAGCUGGCGAGGUGAACACACUGCAGCACAGCUGGCGGCGUCUGGGACGGACAGAGAGUGACAGUGAUGAAGGAGCUGCUGUGGUCGGACACCGAGGCCCCGAAGCUCUUCCUGCUCUGCAGCUGCAAAGUUCAACAGACCCAACGAUUCUGAAUCUCAUGCACUUUUAUAUCAUGUUGUAAACAGAUUUCUGCGGUCUGCGUUUUAUUUUUUUAUACACAACAAUUCUCAAGGUGGAAAUGUGAGGCUGAACUCUUGCCAGUUGUAUCACACCCCCCCUCCUCUGCAACAGAAGACGUUCAGGCUCCUCUGAGGUCUUUAGAGAUCAUUUCCACUGUACAUGUUGGAAACCAGGGAACUAGGAUCUUUGACAAUCGC